AUGGGACCUCGCGGCGCUGGACGCCGUCUGAACGACCAGGAGCGCAUGGAAAUCCUGGAGAUCAUCCAGCGCGAGGCCAAGGUUAAGAAUGUAGAUCUGGCCAAGCGCUAUGGUGUGUCGGAGGGUGCUAUCCGCAAGCUCAAACAGAUGAAGGACACUAUCCGCAAUCGCUACUACAUGGGCAAUGAACACAACCGCGACAAGCGCAAGCGCGGCGGCUUCAAGCGCAAUGCACCAUUCGAGGAGGAGUUGUAUCAGUGGAUUGUACGCAUGCGCGAGUCGCAGCCCUACCAGCUCAUGCCGCUCACCCAGACAGCCGUGCGCCAACAGGCCAUUAUCCUGUCUAAGAAUUACGAAAAGAUGGCCAACUUCAAGGCUUCACCCGGUUGGUUUGCACGAUUUUGCUCGCGGCACCGUCUGGACCCGAUCACAGCGUUUUUAAUGGACUCACUGACUGCUGCACCGUCGCAGGAGAUGGAGAUGGUGAAUGCUACGGAUACGAUAGCAACUGACGCGGAAGAGUCUAAGACCGGCACGGCGUCAAUCAAUGAGCAAGUCCAGCAGGCUGCUCGCGAGCAUAAUGAAGCCGCGCUGCGAGCUGCUGCAGCAAAAAUCGGUGAUGCCACUGCUGACGUUGCGGAGGACGAGAUCUUCAGCCUCGGACUGUAG
This is a messenger RNA of Phytophthora infestans T30-4, 669 nucleotides long. RefSeq lists its product as uncharacterized. Bases 1 to 669 code for a protein of 222 amino acids. The transcript is spliced from 3 exons. NCBI's taxonomy places the organism in Eukaryota, Oomycota, Peronosporomycetes, Peronosporales, Peronosporaceae. The record is from RefSeq and is a predicted model, not a curated record.